Anthonomus grandis grandis is the source of this 17323-nucleotide messenger RNA. Its product is annotated as exportin-1. Gene Ontology annotation, molecular function: nuclear export signal receptor activity; small GTPase binding. Gene Ontology annotation, biological process: protein export from nucleus; ribosomal small subunit export from nucleus; ribosomal large subunit export from nucleus. The transcript has 10 exons. Gene Ontology annotation, cellular component: cytoplasm; nucleus. The coding region runs from base 184 to 3399 and encodes 1071 amino acids. NCBI's taxonomy places the organism in Eukaryota, Metazoa, Arthropoda, Insecta, Coleoptera, Curculionidae. The record is from RefSeq and is a predicted model, not a curated record.
GUCGAAUUGACAGCGAGCAAAUGUCGAAUAUGUCGAAUGUGAACGUCGUUUUUGCGCUUUUUAUCUGAGGCACUGUAAAAUUUGUGUUCUUUCGGUGUUUUAACAGGAAAAACAAAGAUUUAACACUGUGGAACUCGGGGUAUGUUUGAUUAUUUGGUGUGUAAGGUGAGAGAAUAAGUAAGAAUGACGACACUACCAUUAGGGCAGCAAGCUGCAGCUGCAUUGCUGGACUUUAACCAAAAAUUGGACAUCAAUCUCCUGGACAAUGUGGUUGUUUCCAUGUACACUGGUAAUGGUGAAACCCAAAGGAUAGCACAAGAGGUUUUAACAACACUAAAGGAACACCCCGAUGCAUGGACCAGAGUGGAUACCAUUUUAGAGUUCUCAAGUAAUCAACAAACAAAAUAUUUUGCCCUGCAGAUAUUGGAGCAAGUGAUUAAAACCCGCUGGAAAAUUUUGCCUAAAAACCAGUGUGAGGGCAUUAAGAAAUAUAUUGUUUCCCUUAUUAUUAAAACUAGUUCAGAUCCCGAAUCACUGGAGGCUAAUAAGACUUACCUGAACAAAUUAAAUAUGAUUUUAGUGCAGGUCUUGAAAAGAGAAUGGCCUAAGAACUGGGAAAGCUUUAUACCAGACAUAGUGGGUGCCAGUAAGACUAAUGAAAGUCUUUGCCAGAAUAAUAUGAUUAUUCUAAAGUUGCUCAGUGAAGAACUCUUUGAUUUCUCUGCAGGUCAAAUCACACAAACCAAGGCCAAGCACCUUAAAGACACUAUGUGUGCAGAAUUCUCAGCAAUAUUUCACUUGUGCCAGUUCGUACUGGAAAACUCACAAAACCCACCAUUAGUUAAUGCCACAUUAGAGACUUUGUUAAGGUUUCUCAACUGGAUUCCCCUGGGUUACAUCUUUGAGACUAAGUUAAUAAGCACAUUGACAUUUAAGUUUUUACCUGUGCCAAUGUUCCGGAAUGUCACCCUAAAAUGCUUAACAGAAAUUGCUGGAGUCACUGUCAGCAAUUACGAUGAACAAUUCUUAAAUCUAUUCAAUCAAACUAUGACCCAACUGGAACUUAUGUUGCCUUUAACAACAGAUAUUAAAACUGCUUAUGCUUGUGGCCAGGAUCAAGAACAAAAUUUCAUACAAAACUUAGCUCUGUUCUUGUGCACUUUCUUGAAAGAACAUGGAAAUAUUGCUGAAAGUAAUGACGGCCAUGGAAUGCUGAGGAAUGCCUUGAGGUAUCUCGUCUUGAUAUCUGAAGUUGAGGAGGUGGAAAUCUUUAAAAUCUGCUUGGAAUAUUGGAAUUCUUUGUCCUCGGAGCUUUACAGGGAUGCUGAACUACAGUUGCGAAAUGUUUAUCCUGCACCUUCCGUGUUCUUUCCUGUGGUGUCUGGAUCCCAAAGUACUAGGAGAACAUUAUAUCAUGAGGUCCUAAACAAAGUUCGAUACAUAAUGAUCUCGAGAAUGGCCAAGCCGGAGGAAGUUUUAGUGGUGGAAAACGAUAACGGAGAAGUCGUGCGUGAAUUCAUGAAAGACACCGAUUCGAUCAAUUUGUAUAAAAAUAUGCGGGAAACUUUGGUCUAUCUAACUCACUUGGACUAUGCCAAUACAGAAAGGAUCAUGACCACGAAGCUACAAAAUCAAGUCGACGGCACCGAGUGGUCUUGGAAGAACUUGAAUACUCUUUGCUGGGCUAUUGGAAGCAUUUCAGGAGCAAUGCAUGAAGAAGACGAAAAACGCUUCCUGGUAACAGUAAUCAAAGAUCUCCUCCUCCUCUGUGAGCACAAAAGAGGCAAAGACAACAAAGCGAUCAUCGCCUCGAAUAUAAUGUACGUCGUGGGACAAUACCCGCGAUUCCUACGGGCACAUUGGAAAUUCCUAAAAACCGUCGUGAACAAACUGUUCGAAUUUAUGCACGAAACGCACGACGGUGUACAGGACAUGGCCUGCGACACUUUUAUAAAGAUCGCUAUGAAAUGCAGACGGCAUUUCGUCACCACCCAGAUUGGGGAGGCGUGUCCUUUUAUCGAGGAUAUUCUCGGUUCGAUUUCUACGAUUAUUUGUGAUCUACAGCAGCAGCAGGUGCAUACAUUUUACGAGGCGGUUGGUUAUAUGAUUUCUGUGCAAGUUGACCAUCCUACCCAGGAGGCGUUGAUCGAGAAAUAUAUGCUACUACCCAAUCAGGUUUGGGACGACAUAAUCAGCCAGGCCAGUAAAAACGUGGACAUCCUAAAAGAAAUCGAAAUCGUCAAGCAGCUCGCUAGUAUACUUAAGACGAACGUAAGGGCCUGUAAAGCUCUUAAUCACGCUUACGUACUGCAACUAGGCAGGAUCUACUUGGACAUGUUAAAUGUUUACAAGGUUAUGUCGGAAAACAUCACGGCAGCCAUAACACUGAACGGGGAAGGCGUAACGAAACAGCCCCUGAUCAAAGCGAUGCGGGUGGUAAAGAAGGAGACUUUAAAACUCAUUUCCGAUUGGAUCUCGCGGUCGCACGACAAAAAAAUGGUCCUGGAGAAUUUCAUUCCGCCAUUUUUGGACGCCAUUUUGUUGGAUUAUCAGCGGUGUAUCGUGCCUUCCGGCAGGGAACCCGAGGUUCUCAGCGCUAUUGCCACUAUUGUUAAUAAGUUGGAGGGUCAUAUCACACUGGAGGUCCCGAAAAUAUUCGACGCGGUCUUCGAGUGCACCUUGGAAAUGAUCAACAAAGAUUUCGAGCAGUUCCCCGAGCACCGAACCUAUUUCUUCUUGCUGCUACAAGCCGUCAACACUCAUUGUUUCGCCGCAUUUUUGAGUAUACCUCCCACACAAUUUAAGCUCGUCCUGGACAGUAUAAUCUGGGCUUUCAAGCACACAAUGCGAAACGUCGCGGAGACCGGUCUACAAAUUUUACUAAAAUUACUGCAAAACGUCGAGGAACACGAGGCGGCCGCACCCAGUUUUUAUCAGACUUAUUUGACCGACAUUUUACAGCACGUUUUCUCGGUUGUUACCGAUACGUCUCACACCGCUAGUUUGAGCAUGCACGCCACUAUUUUGGCUUAUAUCUUUUCACUGGUCGAAUCUGGAAAGGUUAAUUGCCAACUGGGUCGCACGGCGGACAACGUUAUGUUCAUACAGGAGUUCACUGCGAGCCUUUUAAGGACGGCCUUCCCGCAUUUAACCGACAACCAGAUCAAGAUCAUGGUCCAGGGUAUGUUUAAUUUGGACCAGGAUAUAUCUGCAUUUAAGGAGCAUCUCAGAGACUUCUUGGUACAAAUAAGGGAAUACACCGGGGAGGACGACUCCGAUUUAUUCUUGGACGAACGCGAGAAGGCGCUGCAGGCGGCACAGGCCGAGAAACGGCGAGUGCAACUCUCCGUUCCCGGUAUCCUGAAUCCCCACGAGGUCCCCGAGGAGAUGCAGGAUUAACCCUUAGGGCCCCACCCUAACUAUAAUAGAACCUUGUAAAGAGUGAUUUAACCAGUGUGUUGACCAAAACAAAACAAAAAAACUCAUUUGUGUGCUCGGUGGGUAUCGACGUUGUUGUGAUAAGAGACGAGUGAGGGUGGCGCGUGCGUACGGAUGGGUGAAUAAGAGUUUUACUAAUGGAAGUUUAUGGUUAAAUUAUUUUUUUAAUUCGCGCGGUUUAGGGAUCAAUAGAUGAAAGUCCGAACGUGUUGGAACAUUAGACGAUGUUUUGUCAGAUUUAUUGGCAUCCUCGGGGCUCUAAAAUAAUUGGAAGCACAAGAUACCGAGUUUUCAUUUUAAAUUAUGAUGAGAUACUACGACUUGAGAUGACACAAUCUUUUUAAAUAAAGAUUUUUUCUUAUUCGCUUGAUAGGUUCGUUCCUUGAAUAAAGGUCGAAAAAUCGUUUUCGAAAUACGAAAUUUCUACUUAGCCUAAACCUGUUUUCUAUGUGUUAGCAGUACUUAGAGAUUUGGCUCUUCUUGAUCACUUUUAUUUACAUAUUAUCGUGACAUUGUUGUUUCUCUCAAUUUUCUUUUGAUUUUAGAUAUUUUACCGAAAUGCAAAUGUUAUUGGGUGGUACUAGGUUUUAAAUAGUGGCUUGACCUAAAUAUUAGUUUGAUAUAUCUGAUAGUAGCUAGUUUUCAGCCAGAUCUUAAAAAUUAUGUUUGGAUCACAAGAAAAACUUGACUAUUCCCUACGUUUUAAUAGUUACAAUAAAGAAAACUCCUAGUCAAGGUCUCACAAGUAUGUUAAGGUUAUACGUCAGAGAUCACUCGUAUUUUGCCCAUGUGGGCAUUAUCAGAUCAAUAAAUAUAUCUUAAAAUACGGCAUUUUUCGUACCCCAUUAAAACUUAAACCAAGAAAUUGUAUAAAGGAUUAAAAUAUACACUAUCGGACAAAAGUAGAGCAACAACUUGUACUCGACAAAGUUUAAUUUUAGAUAGGUCAACAAAGAGCAUUUAACACAUAAUAAUUACUAGAAGUAUUAUCUUAAAGCCUUUAGACUAUUCAUUCAUUUUGCCUACUUUGCCACUUUGUAGUAUCUCAGAUAUUAAAUAAAAACAAUUUCUCUUUCGGUAUUUUUUGUUACGAUUUUACUCACUGUAUCCCGGACGAGGUUUGUUAAUAUAUUAGACGAAACGUCUCUUAAUUUAAACACCUUUAUGCUUUUACUUAUUGAUCGUUAAAAAAAAAAGGAAAACACAAUUUUUUGUUUUGUAACUAGUUAAGUGAUCUGCUAAGAGUUAAACAGUUUUGUUUUCGAUGUGAAUGUAAGGCGACUUUAAUUAAUAAACAAUUAGUUUAGCGAUUUAUUAUUCUUUGUUUACAAUGCAUUUGGAUAUUUGUAAUAUAUUAAUAUUAAAUAAAAGUAGGUUAUCGUUCUAAGCAGAUAUUACUUUAAUGGGGGCAGUGAGACGAACGUUUUAUAAAAUUAUUUUUUUUUUACAUAAUGACAGAGAAAAAUUUAAUUUAAUAGCUAUUUUAAAAGAACUGUUGCUGUAAACACAGGUAAGUUGACCCAUAACGUUUUAAUUUAUUCAAAUUUAACUCAAAACAAUAUUUAAGUCACAAAACGUCGUAGUGUCUCUAAAAGACAUUUUAUAUUGCAAAAAUAAUAAAUAAUAAAAAACUAAAUUUCUUAAAAAUAAGGUCGUAAAAUUUCUUAUGACGGAUUGGUAGGUAGGCUCCCAUUUCCUGACGAAUAUUUUGUUUGAAGUGCUUUAGGGAAGUUAAUGGUUUAUUGAUGUAAACUUUAGAUUUGAGGAAACGCCAACAGGAGAAAGUCCAUAGGAGUCAAAUUAGGUCUGUGUGGAGGCCAAUAUGGCAAUGUCAUUCUUGAAAUUAAUUUACCUGGAAAAAAAUUACGAACUCGUGGCAGAGAUUGCACGUGUGGCCUUUGCAAAUGUGAAUUUGGCAAUUGUGGACUUUGCUCCAUCCUAUUGGUUCUUUGGUUAUAGUCAAGAACAUUCUGAAGUUUUGGAAAAAAAAGCACAUAACGUCUAGGAUUCAUCUUCAAAAAAUUAUAGACCCUUAGUAGGCGAAUCAACAGGUUUCUGAUGUUUACAUUUGAAUUGUUCAUUUCAAAAACCACGUAAGUCAAAAAAAUAUAAUUUUCAGGAAACAUAAAAAACUGAUUAUUUAAAAAAGUAUGUUUUUUUAGUAGAAAUAAAUAUUUUUUAUUUGAAGUGAUUAGUUACCAAAAGCAAGGGCAUCGAGAAAAAAUCCAGAAAACUAGAAUUUGUUGUUAAAAAAAAUUAAAUAAAAAUUUUGACUUAUGUUAUUUUUGCACGGAGAAAAUUUGUUAAAUUCUUUUUUGCAUUUUUCGGGAGAUAUAAACUAAAAAUUACAUGUUCAAAAUAUUUGUUCAAAAAUAAUUAUAAAUUCAAAAAAAAAACAGGUUAAAUAAUAUUUAGGGUACAUAGUCAAAAUCUUCGUCAUUCUCGACAUUCUCUUGGAAAUCUUGCUCUUCUCCUGUUGGCCAUCGAAAAAUUUCCUCAUAAAAUGGCAUAUGCUGUUGAAGUAUGCUAUUUCUGACUUGUUUGAUGUUUUCAAUUUUUUUGGGAUUUAUGGGAACGUGGCCCAAUGGAUAAGCCUGCUUCUCUGGUAAAGAUAUUUCCAUAGCUUUGUUUCUAACCAACUGGAACGUAUGUCUACUUAAGCCAUCAAUGAACUGUCUGGUAACAAUGGCUCCUUUUUUAUUCCUAUCAUAUUCAAAGGACAUAUACGUAGAUGGAGAAAAUGACUGCUUAUUUUCUUUUGGAACGUGCCGUCCAAAACUCUCAUCUGAUAGGCAUGGUCUCUUAUAGUAGGUAGGCCACCAUUUUGAAAAAUUCAUGACUUCACGCGUUGACAACAAAAAUACGAAAAAGCUUGGGUUUGCCUCUGAGUAAUGAGUUCUCUUUCGAGGGAAAUCCAUAAUAUGAUCGUGUAUUUCUUUUAAAAUUUUAGGCCGUGUAGUAUUGGCCUUGGGAUGUUGGCCUCGUUUGUCAUGAGGAGUUUCCGAUCUAACAAGUAGGUCGCAUAGGCGUCUUACUCGGUUUUCUGUUAUGCCAAAAAUGGAGAUAAAAGCUUUCUUGCAUACGACUUUAUUUUUCAAUUUUGUAACGAUGAAAUAUUUGAAAGCAUAACGGGGUCCGGUAGCACGUGGCGGCAAAACUUUUCCUUUACAGUUGAUAUGUUCAAGCCCCUUAACUUUUGAUUUCUUGAUAAUAUUCCUUUUGUAUGAUUCUGGUCGCUGUUGCCUCUUUUUCAGAGGUUCUGGUCGAUCUUCUAUUUCACUACUUGAACUAUCGGACAUUUUUCGACGAUAUUUACGUAUCAAAAUAAAAAAUUACGUUACGACUACUAACAGUCAACGACAAACUGAGAAUGUAAACAACUAAGAAUAGCCACACAGAAGAAACGUUAUGAUGACGCCCCCACUCUUGAUAAGAUAAUCGUUGCAAAAACAACAUAAGUAAUUGACUAAUUUGGUUUUUGCAGUGAAUUCUGAAAUUGGAGUCGGUUCAUUUUUAUAUCGGUAUAUUUGACUUGCGUGGUUUUUGCCUAUAACGUGUAGGAACACAUGACAAGCCGUUUCAUGGCAAAAACGACAUAUUGGAAAAAUUGACUUAUGUGGUUUUUGAAAUGAGCGAUUCAUUUGGGAUUGGUUGUUCAUUAAGGUGGAUGUGAGCUUCAUCCGAAAAUAAGUUCUUGGUAACCUGUCAAUCAUUGGUUUACGAAUUGUACCAUCGUGCCGAAAAAAAAUUGGUACAUUCAAAUUUAGGCAGGGAAUGGUCUCCUAGUCUAUUAUAGUAAAUCGUAUUUCUUGAAUAUGGUAUGCAUAUUUACGCAAUAUGAAUUUUUGGAAUCUUAAUAAUUACAUAUUUAAAUAAUAAUAUUGAUACAAAACUUUUUUAUUUUUCGAUAUUUAUUUUUAUUUGGAACACAUUUUAUGCAUAAACCAAAACUAACUAAUAUCUUUUUUGAUAAUAUGAAAUAAAAAAUUAUUAAUACUUAGUAAGAGCACCGUCGUUAUCAAUUACAGCUUGCAAACGUCGUGGCAUACUUAACACGUUAACUGCCAUGUGUACCACCAGUGGACACAGAACUUCUUACCUUCCAAGCCAUGUGUACAUGGGGCGGCCACAUUAAGCGUUGAUUGAAAUGUAUGUAUGGAUUGGUCUGGCGUAGGAAAUAGUUUGUUUGAGAAUGGCUCGGGAAUAUUUUUGUUUUUCGAAAUAAUAUGACACAAAAUAUUGACGUUUUUAAAUGAUACGUUUAUUUUUUCAAUGGGCAGUAAUUUAACAUGUAAAAUUGUUAUUUAUAAUUAUAAAAUAAACAAACUAAUUUUAAAAAUAAAAUACUUCAAAAUAAAAAGAUAAUUUUAUAUUUUUAAAAACGUGUUUUUGGAAAAAACGGUCCUUACAAAUAAAAAUAUUUUCGUCACAACCUAAUACGUAGGAAAAUCUUUUGGUAUUUUUUACAGCAUAAUUACGCCCCUGUUCUUGUGAGUUUUUUUCGUAGCAAUAUCUGCACCUGCCUCUUUUUAGCUUUUUCUCAUUAUCUGUCUUUUCGGAAACUUUGUGCUCUUUUGAGGGAUCUUAUUGAUAACAUCGUCGGAUCCAAGUAAUUCAAAAAAAUGAAGUUAAUCCUUACCGCGCAUUUGGGUCUGCAAGGCUAGUGAAAUUUCAAUAUUCAUUGGUAGAGUGAAUGUCGACAAAUUUCCUGAAGCUGGUCUCCACUCCGGUCUUUUAUCAUUGCCUGAAGAAUCUAUGUCUAUAUCUAACUGAGCAGAUGUUUAAGGCUCGGAAGUAUCUAAAAAAAUGGAGGGUAGUGUAUAAGAUGAUAAUCAUUACUAGGAAGAGAAAAUAUGAAUUUUAGACGUUAAAUUUGAUAUACAUAAGUAUUCCACUUAGUUUCGUACGCGAGUUAGUAUAUUGAAACUUUUUACAACACUGUUUUUUUCAUUUUAGAAAAUAAGCUAUGUAUAAAAAAUGGAAUUGCCAAACCUGCUACGUACCUAACUGACGUACAUACUUUAUCUUUUUCUUUUUAGGGCGGUCUUUUUCAAAACUGCCUGAAGAUAUCUCGCCGGCCAAAUAUGUCGUAUCCAAAUCAGAAUCUGAGAUAUUUGAAAACUCGUCACUCAUGUCGAGGUCUCUAUAAAUCUAUUUCUUCUGCUGCAGCCUCCACUGCUUGUUGCAUCUCAGUAUCAGAAAUAAUUCUUUUCUUUGCCGCCAUUGCUCCUCCAAAUUAUAGCCCACAAAACAACAUGUUUUUACACCGAUUUUUAUAGAAAGAAUGACUGAAGAAGGCAACAAACAUAAAAUGCACGUGGUAUUUGCGCUUCUAGUGAAAACCGUACAACUGCUGCCAUCUCUCCAGGAGAAUCAACAUUGACCUUGUACGUGUCCAGAUAAGGUACACAUGGCACACGACAUCAAAAAAUAAAACCUGUACAAUCAGGUGCCAUGUGUACCACAUUUGGACACAGCGUUUUUAAACCAAAAAAAGCAAAAAUUACAUAAAUUUUUACACAUGCGUUCGUUUUGAUGCACACAGACACUGUUUUUAAUAAAAAAGUUACGUGGCCCCUAGGACCCGGUAAUUUUUUUUUUUAUUGGGACUGGCAGUUAACGUGUUAAAAUUAAGUUUCUGAUAUAUUCUUCGAUUAUUUGGUCCCAUGCGUCAUCUAUCGUUAGGCGUAAUUCAUUCUGAUUUCUAGGUCUACAGUUAUCUUGAUAUACAUAUAUUUUGCCAUUUUAACCCAAGUUUUCAAUUGGAUUGAUAUCGAGGGCCACGGUAAAACUUGAAUUCGUCUUUCGUCUAGUUAGUUUUAAACUAUAUGGGCAGUAUCUAUAGGAGCAUUAUCAUGUUGGAAGAUAAAAUCUUGCCCAUAGACUACACCAACUGAUGGUACCAUAUCAUUGUUGGAUAUUGCAAUAUCCUAAGGCAUUAAGCCUUCCCUGCACUAUUUGACAAACGCGUGGUCCUCUAAAACUAAUCCAGGCCCAAACGUUUAUACUAAAACGUCAACUUUGAGUAGUCUUAUGAGUAUGUCCUUCAUCAUAUCUGGUACUCGAAGGCCUGUAAAGGCGGAUUUUGCCAUUAUUGCACGACUGAAAGGUUUUUUCAUCCGAAAAUAUUACCGUUUCCCAUAUGUUGUUUUGGUGUGCAUAUUGAUGGGCAAAUUGUAAUAUUCUCUGUUUGUUUGCUUCAGUUAAAAAUAUUUUAUUUGUUGCACAGCAACUUUUAAUUUCCGAAUUUCUUAUCCUACCAGAUUUUCUAUACUACGAGCUGUAUUGGCAGAACCAGGAAAAUGCGUAUCUACUUUUGCCUUUAUUGCUGUUUCAAACGGACUGUUUCUUAGAAAGCCAGAAAACUCUAUCUUGAAUGUCGUUUGAAAUUUUUGGUCGACUAGAACCUGGAUUUCUUACAAUAGCUCCAUAUUCUGCAAUUUUUGCCUUAGCUAAGGAAACGGUAUUUUUACUAAUGCCCAAUUCUUUUGCGACUCUUCUUAUAGGAACUGCAUCCAUGAGACGAGUGUUUAUUAUUGCUUUUUCUUGAGGAGAUAAUGCGGGCAUUUCGAAAAAACGAUUUUGUUGACGCCGCUGUCAGAAAGUUAAAUUAACUUUGACAACAUCAAAAUAGAUUAUUCUAAUAGACCAAGAGUACCUCUGAAUAACAUCCUUGGGUUUUAAUUCUAGCACCAAUUAUUGAAUGUUAUCUGGGUGUAACUUUAGGUGCAUCUAGUAUGGCGGCUUUUAUAUGAGCUAAGAUAUAUGCUCAAUAGCAUAUAUCUUAACUGAAUGACAUCUCUGAAAUUAAUUGAUUUUUUGUUUGAGAUUUGAGUUUGAGACUAAUUCUAGUUUAUCAGUGUAAUUGAAAGAAUUUAUAUCAAGGAACACGCGGGAGAGAAAAAGUUGAAAUUUGGGAACUGUGAUUUUUUUGCGAGAAGGAAAGUCUAGUAAGAAAAUGAUUUCUUCAAUAGAUGGAAUAUUUAGUCUUGAAUGCACUUAUGAUAGAGAGCUAAUGUUUGGUAUAUUUUGAUUGUCAUCGUUUUUAUAUUAAGUGAGCUACUAAAGAAUCUGGUGACAACGAGAGAUAAAAUGUGGAAAUUAAAGAGAACAAGAAGUAAGAAAAGUUUAAUUUUAAUAUUCUUGGUACUAGAUAAUCGAAAAUGUAGACAUUUCAUGGUCCUCUGAAAUACAGAUCAGAUGGUAUUGAUUAAAUUUUUCUUAUUUUAUUUACGAUAAAUUCUGGUUAAUUAAUAAAUUGCUAAAGGAGCUCAGUAGUUAAUAAUAUGAAGACUACAGGCGAAAAAGGAUGAGGGUCACAAAUCCAAAGUUUUGUGCAAAACAGAUUUUAAAUUUAAAAACCUUCUAUUUUCUUGUAGCUUAACUCUUUUUGGAAGAUUUAUUUUUAAAAGGUUGGCUUGUGUAUAUGUUUUUACUAAAAUAGUUUAAAACUACUAAUUUUUUAACAUAAGCAUCUAGAAAAAAAUUUCAUUAUGGUUAUGUACACAAAAUCAGGAAAAAAAAGAUGACAAAAAUUUUUUAUUCAGUUACAUUUAUAUUUUCAAAGUAAAGUUGAGCUUCGACACUACAAAAACGUUUUAAAUCCUGCAGGUUUUGGUAUUUCUUAGCAUUGAUGGGAAUCCUGUUUUCAUAUUUGAAAUUUGGAAGUUCAAAUUGUCCUGAAGGUAGAUCUAAUAUACCAACUAUAUUGUCUGCAUUUUUUAAUUUGCCUUUGGCUGCUUUUCCUCUCGCUUUUCCUUUUUUGGUAGUUCUCAGUUUUUUUUUGUAGGCACUACGACGCUUGAAAUAAAGCCUCCAUUGUACGAAUCACGAUGAUCGAUCAUUCUGGGCUCUUCUUUUUUUUAUGAGCAGUUCUCUGAUUGGGUGGGUUUCAGAGGGACAUUUUGUUACAUAAUAGUUUGUUAAAUGAUCAGUCCAGCUUCGAAAAAUCUCUUGAUCUUCACAGCUAACUACUUUAAAGGGACUUGGUUUAACGCGGGCAUUUCGAAUGUGAUCAUUCCAACUGAAAGGAAGUUCGACAAAAACUUUAGAAUUGAUUAAGCCCAUAUUACGAUCACAUUCCAUGUAGCUAUGUCCUCUAAUUGUAAAAACCAUUUUUAUACACUGAAGUCGGCCUUGUACAACAUAAUGAAGCAUUCGAAACAAAGUAUAAUUUUGAUUCUGUCCACAACACGAAUAACAAAAAAUCACAAGUUCUUGAACUUCGGGAUUCAAUUCAUUGAGUAUGUAAUUAAACAGCAUAGAAGCAACUUCGUCUGCGCCUUUUUUUGCGGCGGUUUCUGUGUACGUAUAAAAAAAUGCCUCACCACUGGCUAAAACGUGAAUAUGAAAUAAGUAGAACAAUAACUGUCGUUUGUAGUAUACAUCAUUAGUGCUAAUGUUUGGCAGUGGCUAGUUUUUUUGAUAAUCCAUAGCAAUGGCUUCAUGAUGGGGGUGUUGUUGAGCUCUUUUGCGUUCGGAUCGUUUUCUUUGAUAAAAAGCCUCUGCCUUAUGGUGAAGUUGAUUUGUCACAUGUAAUGUAGCAAGGUUUGAAGCCUGUGAAGGAUCUGCAAUUUUUGCUUUAUAUUCAUCGCAACUGCUGCAUGUGUCACUGCGCGGGUAACCGAAACUAAUAUUAAAUUUGUUUACAAAGAUAGAACGAUAUGACUCAUAUGAAAUUGGUCUAGUCGGAUGUAAUUCCUUAAACAUUUGGAACAUUUUCUUAACGUUUAACUCCUCUGGUAGGUAGGUUUUUUUCGACUUGUGAAGGCUAUAGUGUGACUGUCUACCUUUAAAUGAUCGAAUAUGAGCAAAGACAGCAUUAGUGGUUUCUUGGUGUAACUUGUUUGGUCGAUUGGAAUGUCGACCACGACCAUCUUCACCAACAUGUCCGUCUUUAACAAGCUUUUGCUGGAUGUUUUGAAUGCGCUUCGCUGAUAUUCCAUGUAACGACAGCAUUGCCUUGUAGAAAACAGGAAUCUCUUUGGCUCCAUUAUCUCGCAUUACUCGAACCUUGAAAGAAAUUAACUACUGUAAAAGAGCUAGAACAAUAAUACAACUUACCUUAUAUUUGUAGGAGAAUGAGUGAUAAACUACACCUUCAUCGUUAGCUUUUCUUUGGCGCCGUCUUUUAACUGGCUCAUGCGAAAUGAGACCUGCCAAGUAUAAGGUCUGCUCAUUAUAGGAUUUUAUUUCAUUAAAGUUUUUUGAAUUUUUUUUUUCCAAACGGUCUUGAACACCAAUUACUUCAAAACAUUUUAACCUUGAACAUAACUGCUACCAGUUUCAUGUGUUUGCAAUCUUAGUUUUUUUGACGAGUCAAAAACGCGACCUAAUUUUGGCCUUUUUUUAGUAACGCUUGAAGACUCACACUCAGUAAUCUUAAACAUUCCGUGAAAAACGAGUUAGAUAUACCACUUUUGCUGAUAAAAUAAGUAUCUCAGAUGUUAUAGAAGUGAAGUUUGAGCUUCUAAAUAACUCUCUUUAAAAAUAUCUAAGUUAUUAUAUAAUAAAAACAUGAAUCAAUUUUUUUGUAAUAAAUUGACCUGCUAAUAUAGAGAUGAUGGCUCAUUUUAUUCAUGAGUUUUUUUUAACUCGAUUCAGUUUAAGUGUUUUAGUGAAUCAGGCAGAAGUUCCAAUUUCUUAAAAGUUAUUUAAUCCAUUUCAUAAUUUGAUAAAAAAUUAAAGAAUAGGAUAAAAUAUUUUAGUUUGUGUCUAAACUACAAAGCUGAAUUUUGAUCUAAGAUAGAAAUGUAGUAAAAGUGAGGCUCUUAAUAACUAUUUCUAAAAAUAAUUAAAUAAAGAGAUAAUCAGGAGAUCUCCGUUUAUGUUCAUAGGAAAAAAAAUAUUUUUGGAAUAUUAAUUUUUAUUUCUUUUAUAAAUAUAUAGGUAAGAAAAAAAGUACAUAUCUUGGAUUACCAGCAAAAACCCUGACGGGAUCAUCACGAAUGAACUCGUUAAUUAGGAAAUACCAGUAAUCUAAGUUUCUUAGUUUAAUGACAGUAAGCUAAACAAAUAUAAAAUGUCUUUUCAGACACCUUGUAUAUUUUACAGUGAAAAAAUCACAGAUUUUUAAAAACUUUAUGCUACCUUAUACUUUAGGGCUUUUUUAAGUUUUAAUAAAAUAUGCCUGGAAAUGAUAAAAAAAAUUUUUGGUACAUUUAAAAGUCCAUUAAAGAUCGAAUUGAUAAUAUGGAAAAAUGAGUAGCUUAGUUUUAUAUGGAAGUAAAAUAGUGUAAGGUACAUUAAAAUGACAACAUUGCGUUCGUUCCUUUUGAAUUGAGAGAAAAAACGACUUAAAUUAUCCGAACUAUCUUAAGCAACCUUUAAAGUUAAAUCUGGAGAUUUUCCUUUGAUUUUGGUACCUGAGCUUUAGUUCACAAAUUAGUUGGUCUUUUUACUACUAAACCCAAUUUCGGUGUAGGCAAUUAUUUUUUCCACCUUAAUUAUUGAUUUGAUGGGAUCAAUAUUGGUAACUAGCACUGGCAACUACGUUAGUCCAAUCUUGAGACUGAUAAAUGCCUGAUGUCUUGACAUGAAAAAUUUAUAGUUUAAACAAGUUUUAGCAGUGAUGGACCGAAUUUAGUUUAAUAUUUUUACAUUAAUCUGUACCAAAAUAAACGAAGACCAUUCUUUGCGUUAAUUUUUAGAUGUUUUUAAUUAUUUUGACUAUUAAGGUCAUGUCUGGGUCCACCAUCAGAGUAAGGAUCUCUCUAAUGACUAUUGGAUUUGGACAUAGAAAAAGAAUAAUUAUUAUUUUAAGUUGUUUAAUAAAGCUGCAACCACGUUUUGCCUUCCGAAUUUUCAAGAGGGAAAGUUUGAGCUUUAAGGGAAAAAAAAAUUGUAAUACUCGAUUUUCACAGGAAAUUGACUUACACUUAUUGGCUUCUGAACCUUCCGUAUAAUAGACAAUAUGUUCAAAAAUUCGUCGUUGUGUGGUAUAAUUCUAAAAUAGUAACUGGAAAAUCAACUUUUUAUAUUAUUUCAUGGUUUCGUUAAAAUUUAUUUCUUAAGGCAGUAUUUAAAAAAAAAAACUGUCAAGACCUUUCGACUUAGAAUGAUAUUUUUUUUUAAUAUAUCCGCCAUUAACAGUAUCACUUACUAUUAAAUAUUAUUAUCAUAAAAUAAUUUUUUCAUUGAAAUGUUUCGUAACACUUUCGGGUACGGCUUUCCUUGUCUCAUACAUUGUUUUUGAAGAUGGUAGACAAUGGUACAGUGAAAACAUCUUGUCGGACUUGCAUUGUCUUAUUUAUUUAUUGUAACACGACGUUUCGGUUGGUAAGUAUCUCCAACCGUUAUCAAGUGUAAACUGUUUACACUUGAUAACGGUUGGAGAUACUUACCAACCGAAACGUCGUGUUACAAUAAAUAAAUAAGACAAUGCAAGUCCGACAAGAUGUUUUCUCAUACAUUGUUAUUGUCAUAAAGUAUGUCUUUCUCUACUAAAACGGUUUUUGUAUUCCACAUUACAAGUGUUCUUUUGCUCUAAAACUGCAUAAAAUAUUAUUUAUGAUCAUUUAUGUAUUUUCUUAUUCACCUUUUACCCAAUUUUUAGUUUAGUUGCCUUUAUAAAAAGGCUAAACUGUCUGUUGUAAGUUGCUUUUCUGUCUGUUGAGCGUUCCGCCAUUGAAUUCAGCACCCAGGCAAGUCUAGUAUGGCCUCAUUUUAAUUCAUAGUUGGUUUAUCUAAUUUUUUCAUUGCUUUUUUCCACCUUUAGUUUAACAUUUUAACAUUUAUAACAUUUUUAUUUUUUUUCUCUAUUUUAAAAUAUUGUUUAUUCAUAUAAAUAUAACUGAGAUUAUCUGACGUUUCGAAUUUAAUUAGUCAUUGUCAAUUUUAAUUUUUAAAUACAUUGCAGUACUUUCGACCCGGCGGCAAAGCAAUGAUAUACCAUAAACAAUUAACAAAAAUCUUUAAGCAAAAAAGGAACAAUUCUGGAAAUGGCUUUCCUUGGCUUGCACAUUGUUAUUGUCAUAAGUCUGUCUUUCUUGUUUUUUUUUUGCCCUACAUUGCAGGCGUUUUAAUAGGCGACCAAUGUGUUUAAGACCGUUGUGUAUUUUACACCUUUUACGUUAUCGGUAUUAGCCUAGUUGUCUAUAGAGAAAAAUUAAUAAAUAUUACUAGGAUUAUCGGAGGACGUUUCGAGUUUGAAUGGUCGUCAUCACUUUUUUUUUAAAAUACAUCACUGUACUGUUUACCCUCAAAGCAAUGUUGUACCAUAAUAACAAAAAUCUCGGCUUUCCUCGUCUUACACAUUGCUAUUGCCAUAAUGUCUGCUUUUUUUCUACUAAAACAUUUAUUAGCAAGGCAUGGCCCUAUAUUUCAGAUAUUCUUCUAAAAUAAACUAUUAGAAAUGAAUGAAUAAACAACUACUAUUGUUACAAUUUAUUUAUUUUUAAAAAAUAUUUUAAAAAAUCACACUAUUUUUAUUAAUGCAUGUUACAUGGUUUUUUAAUAUAUACAAUCACGAAACUGCUAUUCUCUGGAUAUUUCUACUCACCCUGAAUGCAUAGAACCGAGUAAAUUAAGAAUGUUCUUAUUCUUCCAGAAACCGCUAAUAUUUUAUGAAUAUUUAGCUUGGAAGGUUCCAAUGUCCCCUGAUAUCUUGGGAAUAUAUGCAUCUUAUGGUUAUUCUAUUAAUUAAAAUAAAAUGUUCUUUUAAGGGCUAUUCCGGCCGAUAUAAUUGACUUAGGAACAUUGACUUAUUUUAGUGCAUUAUUAAUCGAAUAAAUAUUCUUAUGUUUAUUGGGAAAUUUUUGUAUGAACUGAGCUCGAAAGAUUCAAACGAUCCUCUUAAUGACGUAAGCAUGUGCAACAAAAUAUUCAAUGGAUAUACUGAAAAAUAAUAAGAAUAUUUCAAGGUAACUCCUAGUCAUUUACAAUAAAUAAAAUAUAAUGGCGUUAUGUGUUGUAUGUGAAUAUAAUAUUUGAAUAAAAUAUUUUUUGAAUAUCGAAAUAUAGGAAUUAGAAAAAAUGCUUUGAUUUCUAUUUUUUUAUUUGUGCUUUCAUUUUUGCGUCAAAGCUGCCAAACUACCGAGGUAAAAAAAUGAUCUGCACAUAUAUUUAUAGGAAAUUAAAUUUCCUAUAAAACAUCUCUCUGAAAAUAUCUUUAACUACCUCUUUUAGUUUACUUACCUUUAUUAUAUUUUUUUUAAAAGGAAUUUAAUGCUCUACAAAAAAGAUCUCUUUACGUUUUUCUAUAAAAAUUCUUUAAGUUAUUUAUAAUUUAAGGAAAAAUUAAAUUAUUGUUUUCUUCGUUUUUGAACCAAGUUUUUUUUUCAUUUAGUGGAACACGUUAAUAUUUUGUAUCAUCUUAAUACCUAUAUUAGUAAUAAUCUGGUAUAUCAAGAAUUUUAUAUCCUUGCCUAAGAAAAUUGACAGAAGCAUAAUAUUAUAUAAAAAAAAACUAAUUAAAGUAGUGCUUAUACUAGUUGCGUAUGUAUAUAAGUUCCAGAUAUUUAUUAGAAAUUACUAAUAAGAAAUGAGUCUUUAUAUUAGCAAAGUAUAUUUUAAAAAUAGGAGUUUCCUGAUUUUAAUUAAUAACCGCAUUAUUCACCCAUCCGUUCUCAAAAUAACGCAAAGAAAACACGGAUUUUAAUGGCCUGCUCACCAGCCCAAAAUAGAGCUUUAUGGUGGUCAAUUUGUUAAGAACGAUAUUUUUCUAUUCGAUGUAUCAUCCCCUUAACGUGUAGUUUUAGUUUCACCGCAGUAAAAAUGUUCCGUGUGAGAAUAUUAUAUAUGUAACUACAUACAUCUUGCUGAGAUGCUUUUAAUUUUUUUCUUUUGUAUUUUCUUUCUUUUUUUUUAUCAUCGAUUUUGUUUGUUUAGGAUCCUGUAUAGAAAAAAGCUGUUGAGUUAGUAAUAAAAAGAAAUUGUUUCUUCAAUA